Molecule: messenger RNA, 999 nt
Organism: Dimorphilus gyrociliatus
Lineage: Eukaryota; Metazoa; Annelida; Polychaeta; Dinophilidae
Source: the annotation of a GenBank genome assembly
AGAGUUAGACUGGUUUCUUAUUAAGUGUAGUUUGGUUUUUUUUUCCAUUUUUUAUAAUUCUGUUGAACAGGAGAAUUAAUAUAAAGAAUGGAUGAAAAAACAUGUAAAAUUGUCAAGUUAAGGGAAAACUCUUCAGUACCAGAGGUAGUAAAUACUGGUAAAUUCCAAAUAACAAGCGACAUGAAGGCCAUGUACGAUGAAGAAGGAGUUAUUUGCGUCAGGAACUUAUUUUCGAAAGAAGAAAUAGACCAUAUACUGAAAGCAAUCACGGCGACAGAUGAAAUUACUGGCAAAAGUUGGGGUAGAUCGGACGGUGAAGGAAGAUCCGUUAAAUUAGCUUUGUGGAAGCAUCCUGGCAAUGAUGUUACCGGAAUGGUGGCUAGAUGUAAACGCAUAGUUGAUACCUGUGAAGCUUUAUUGGGAGGCGAGGUAUAUCAUUAUCAUACAAAAUUAAUGAUGAAGGAUGCGAAAACUGGAGGAAAGCAUUUAUGGCAUCAAGAUUACGGAUAUUGGUAUAAGAAUGGUAUGCUCAGGCCCGAUGUACUUACAGUUUUUAUACCUCUUGAUGUCUGCAACAAGACAAAUGGCGGCCUUCAAGUUGUACCGGGAAGUCACAAAGCUGGUAGAAUUGAACAUCUCACCGUAGCUGAGCAAACAGCCGCCAAUGAUGAAAGAGUACAAGCUCUUUGUGAACAUUUUGGAGGCAAAGUCUAUACCGAUUUACAACCUGGAGACACUCUUUUUUUCCAUUCUAAUCUUUUACAUACAUCGGAUAAGAAUGAUAGCGAUAUGAGACGAUGGUGCUUCCUAACGGCGUAUAACAGAGCUGAUAAUGAUCCUAUUUACAAGCAUCAUCACCCAAAUUAUACACCAUUGAGCAAGGUGGAAGAUUCAGCUAUUUUAGAAUGUCAAAAUUUUACGGAUAUGUCUGGAAAAGAAUUCCUUGAUCCAAAAGAUUAUGACCAGCAUUUACGAUUAAAAAAGAGUGGAUAUCAUUGA